CUGAGCUUUUUUGAUCGCAACCACACUGGCCGAAUUCCGAAUUUAGAUGCUAAUAUUGCUAAUGAAAAACAGAACAUCCCAACCGAAACAAGAACUGUGUUAGCUGAUAGCAAAAGCGUUAAAAAAGAAUUUUCUUACGAUCCCAACCAAACUGACUUCGCCCUUGACAAAUGUAACGUCUUUCACUUGAAUGAUUGGUCUGAUUUUUCACAGCUAUUUAUACCAAGAAAUGUCCUGAUCCCAGAGUUACCUCAGGGUCGAGAAUUGCUCAUAAAUAUAGUGGCAACAUGGGGUGAUAUACAUUACGUUGGACUAACUGGUAUAGAAGUGUUUGAUGCGACUGGAACAAAUAUUGCAGCUUGUUCUAAAAUCUUUUCUUGCCCUAGUGAUAUUAACAUUCUUCCUGAAUAUGGAAAUGAUCCUAGAGUUAUCGGAAACUUAAUAGAUGGCGUAAACAGGACAAGAGAUGAUACACAUAUGUGGCUUGCUCCUUUUACUUUAGGAAAUAAUCAUUUGAUUCGCUUGAUUUUUCCAUUGGCUUUACACCAAUUGGCUAUGAUCAGAAUUUGGAAUUACAAUAAAUCACGAAUUCAUGCCUCUAGAGGAGCUCGAGAAGUCAGCAUUUUUCUUGAUCGGAAAUGUAUAUUUUAUGGAGAAGUUAGGCGUGCUGCGGGACUCGAGAGUGGCGAGAUAGAAGACUUUGCAGAAACAUUAUUAUUUACAACUGAUCUUACGAUACUUGAUCUUGUAGCCAUGCAGGACGAAGCAUUGGCAGCCGAGUAUUCUCCAUUCUUUUCAGAUAUGGCAAAGUCACUUGAUUCAGAUUCCACUUACAUACCAUUAUAUUUGGCAUCAAGCGAGCUUGAAAGUUCAGCUGAUGUUGGGAUAACUAGCAAGCCAGAAGAAAUUCCGGCUGACUUAGAGUUAAACAAAACUAUUCAACUGAUUGAACCAAGAGACAACACCUUGUAUUGCGUUGACGUUGCUGCUCUUGGAAUAGUCGAUGCUCAUUCAACACAUUGGAUUGAUAUUAAAAUAUUUUCUAAUUGGGAAAAUUCAUCUGGCGAAUUCGGGUUAACAUUAGUGGAACUUCUUGAUAGGGGUGGAAGCGUGUCACCUUUUGCAUCCCGUUUCUUUUCUUCUGCUUCUCUGCAUGGUCGGAACGGCAUUCGCCUUGGUUACUUCUGUUCUACUUUGGUGGAUGCUGGUGCCGAGGUUGAGAGAGAUUCUAGCCUUGGACUGAAGAUGCUGGCCAUGUCUUUGAUAAUAGAGAAUCAAGACCCACCGGAGGAUGCAAGUUGGACGUCUUCUCAUGACAUUAUCUUCAUUCAUGGCUUAAAAUAG
Messenger RNA from Protopolystoma xenopodis, 1344 nucleotides. Lineage: Eukaryota; Metazoa; Platyhelminthes; Monogenea; Polystomatidea; Polystomatidae. The record is from the annotation of a GenBank genome assembly.